AUGGCUCCGACCAUCGACUCGGCGCUGGGGACGGCGGACAUGGCCAACGAGCAGCGCGGCCUGCUCGAGCUCAUCGACAAGCUGCAGUUUGCCCAGCUUGACAAUGUCAAGCUCCCGCAGAUCGUCGUCGUCGGCGACCAGUCCGCCGGAAAGAGUUCAGUCCUUGAGGCUAUUACGGGAACGCCGUUCCCCCGCGACGCUGGCGCUUGCACACGAUUCGCGACCGAGAUCCGAUUGAGGAGGUCCGCCGAGGCGACUCUCAAUGUCUCCAUCAUCCCCGACAAGAACCGCAACUUUAGGGAACAGGAGCGAUUGAAGCAGUUUGGCGGCGCUGUCGACACCGACAUGUCAUUUGAAUCGCUCAUGAGAUCCGCCGUCGAGCUGAUUGCGCCGAAGAACAUUCCCGGUCGCUUCGCCGCCCGCGACAUCCUGGUUGUUGAGAAGCGCGGCCCGGAUAUGCCACUUCUCACCCUCGUCGAUUUGCCCGGUCUCGUUAAGAAUGCCAAUAACGACCAGUCCAUGGACGACAUCAAAACCAUCGAGACGCUUUGCGAUCGCUACAUGAAGUCGACGCGAACCAUCAUUCUUGCCGUCGUCGGCGGUAACACCGAUUAUGUACAGGCGCCUAUUCUCACCAAAGCUCGCCACUUCGACCCCUCCGGCAGCCGUACCAUCGGUGUUCUCACCAAGCCAGAUCUCUGCGAGUCUAUCGGCCUGGAGGAUAAGUUCAUCGAGCUCGUCCAGAACAGGGACAAACAGAACUUCUUCAAGCUCGGCUGGUAUGUCUUGCUCAACCCCGGUCCUCGUGACCAAGGCCAGCCGUGGCCGUCCGCCCGUGAACGCAGACAACGCGAAGAGGAAUUCUUCGGUCGUGGAAAAUGGCGCGCUCUCCCUGGCUCAAUGUGCGGUGCCACCGCAUUGAAGCAGAAGCUGUCCGUUCAACUUCAGCGUCAUAUCGGCCGCCACGUCAAGACUCUUCGCAAGCAGAUCCAAAGGGCUCUCGAUGACUGCGACACGGAGCUCAAGUCGAUGGGCACCGGCAAGGACACAGUCGAGGAGAUGCGCAUCGAGCUCGUCGAGCUCUUUUCAUCCUCCAAGGAACUCGUCAUCCCAGCCGUCUAUGGUUUCUACAAGAAUCCUCCCCGCAAGAACUUCUUCCGCGCGACCGCCGACCCCCGUGGCACGCCCGCCCAGAAUCUGCGCGCGCGCGCCAUCGAAGAGAACGAGAAGUUCUCCCACCGCAUCCGCCAGAACGGGCGCAAGUUCGGAUUCUCGUCAUCAACCGACCCGCGGUCUAUCGACGGCGUCACGAUCUCCGACAGCGGCAAGCGGGACUUCGUCACCAAGGAAGUCGAGAUGCUCCUGAGACAAAUCCGCGGUUCUGAGUUCCCCAUGGACCCCAAGCCCCGCGCGGUCUACAUGCUCUUCCAGAGCUAUUCCGAGAACUGGCCCAAGCUCGCACAAGAACACAAGGAUAACCUUGGUGUCGUGUGCAAUGAGUUCCUGAGCGAGGUCAUCGACUUUGCCUGGCCUCAGCGCAUGCGCGAGCCUCUCCGGUACCAAUUCCUCGACCCGCAGAUCAAGAAGCUCAUGGCGGACGCACAGGAGGAGCUCGAGCGUCUGACUCAGGAUAUGAACCUCGAGAUCCAGCCGUACGAUCCGGAAUACGAGGAGCGUCUGCGCAAGUGGCAGCAGGAGGUCACCAAGGAGGGUGGAACAUACACCGAGGCUCAGGAGGUGUGCGAGAAGAUGUUGAUCUUUUACGAACUCGCUGCGAAGACGUUUAUCCGUAACACCAUCACCCAGGUUGUGGAACGUCAUCUCUUGCAGGGCAUGUACGGAAUCUUCAACUCAGUGGAGAUCCUGGGUAUGCAGAAUGAGACUGUCGAGGCCAUCGCCGCGGAGAACAAGGAGACUAGAGACCGCAGAAUGACGCUCAAGGCACAGAAGGUAGCCAUCGAGGAGGCCAAGGAUAUUUGUGCCAACCUCGCCAUGAGGAAAGAGCUGAGAAUGUACGCCGACGAGGAUCGCGACCUAGAAGAGAACACCUCAGACGAAGAUGAAGAAAAGACCCGCGAAGCGCCGCGCGAGACAACACGCAAGCCGGUAUCCAACAACACCUCCACCCCAGCACCAGCAGCAACACCAAGCGCACCAUCGCACCGCCCAACCCGCUCCCGCGACGAGCGCGAGCGCGAGCGUGAGCGUGAAAGGCCAACCGCCACACCCCAGCCGGAACCCGCCACAAACGGCAACUACAACUACGCCAACCACCAGACGUCCCGCCAGGAGGCCACCCGCGCCAACACCUCCAACUCCGAGUGGGACGAGGAUUACUACCGCGCGCCGGCUCAGGCUCAGACUCAGGCGGCCCCUUCACAGGCACCUCCCCCGCCUCCCCGUCCUCAGAAGCUGAGGGCUGAGGAGCCGCUGACGCCUGACGCGUCGUCGUAUGUGCACAGGUCGAAUAGCUCUGUGAGUGAGCAGCAGCAGCAGGGCGGGUACGGGGCGUAUGGUCACGAGCAGGAGUAUGCCCCUUCGUCUACGAGGAGGGUGACGGCGAAGAAGUUGUUUGGGAGGGGGUAG
Molecule: messenger RNA, 2586 nt
Organism: Colletotrichum karsti
Lineage: Eukaryota; Fungi; Ascomycota; Sordariomycetes; Glomerellales; Glomerellaceae
Product: dynamin family protein
Exons: 2
Coding region: 1-2586 (861 amino acids)
Cellular component (GO): cytoplasm; membrane; microtubule
Molecular function (GO): microtubule binding; GTP binding; GTPase activity
Source: RefSeq, a predicted model, not a curated record